AUGCAUCCCAAACACAUGUGUCUGGUUGAAGAGGAUGAGAGCACGUGUGGUUCAACCAUCGUACGGCGGCCAGACACCUUGCCGAAAUUGGAACCAAUCUCCUCCAAGAACCAGUCUGUGGGGGUUUUACAACAACAGCCCCUGUCCAAGGAAACAAAUCGUGUUACAGCCACAAGAGGGGUCACUCUAAAACCUCUCCAACGAAGAACACAUCAACCAAGAUGGGACUCUCUCGUCAUCCCACCCACAUGGAAUUACAAAGGUGUUAGGGUGAAAGGUGCACGCUUCGACAAUACAGAACCUGAAGAUGAUGAUGUUGUUCGUCAUAUUGUGAGACUGAGAAGUAAGCGUGGCUGGCCCACCAUAUUGCCUGGUCAUCAACAACAAAAAAGAACAAAGACAUACUCAGAUCAUCCACAGGGAGGCUCACAUGGGACGCAAGACACAGGAGAGUAUGUGUAUUGUAUUAGAAGGAAUGAGGGCGAUGUCCAAUACAACCCGUAUGAACUCAAAGUUGUAUCUGUUCAAACAGCCAAGCAACACAGCCGCUACUGGACUAUUAGUGCGACGUGCGUGCAAGAGGUAUCGGUUUUGCAACAGUACAGUGAAGUUGUUCCAGUAAUGGAUUGGCUGGCCGACAGAGACCUCUUCCACAAAAUCUAUCUGCUACCUUUCUUUUCAAAGUUCAGAGAUCCCAAGGAUCCCAAAUCUUGCCCACCACCAUAUGGUGAGAUGUUGAAAUGGAAGAUGUUAAUGAAGCGCUUUGGACGCUUCCUAGCCAUGGUGGACUACAUGUUUGAGACUGUGCUGAGCGAUCUGCUGCGCGCCACUGUGUCCACACUGCACUCUUCCCUGUGGGCGUCCUACCACCACGCACAGGCAGGGGUCAAACUGGAGGACGCUGGUGGCACCACGCAAGCUGAUGCAGAGAGUUCAGACCGUGAGAAGACGGCUGAAAUGACCAUCUCCCCCUCCAUGGAAGACUUCAUGGAGAAAAUUCAACAGGUUCUAGAUGGCUUCUGCAAUGUAAUUGUCAAACAGAUUCCCCUUUUCAAGGAUCCCAGUCUGCUAGACCUGCAUCGUCCAUCUAUGUUUACCGCUGAACUGUUUGACGUGUCUGAGGAAGAGGGCAGUGCAGCUGUAAGGUCUUGGCCGGACUUGCAGCUAUUGCUAGGCCAAGACGCAGUCUACCAGAUGCAGGUGUCCGAGGUCCUGAGUAUGGUGAAGCGCAGUUUCGACGAGGCAGAGAGGCGCUGCGUCUCGAUGCAGAAGUUCUGUAAGAUGGUGAGCACGGCCAUGUUCCUGCACGUGGACAGCUUUCUGGAGGAGGAGACCUGGACGGCCCAAGACUUGAAGGCCGUCCUGAUGGCUCACGUGGACAGUGUGCAGCAGAUGCUCAAGAUGAGGAUGGAGAAGCGCGUCAACAUGAUGCUCAUCAGCUGCCGUCAGUACCAGCGCGACUGCCUGCCCUAUCCUCAGACGCUCCUCCACAACAUGCACAUGCUGCUGCCCACCUUUGUCCAGAGGAAGAACCUUGACCUCAUGGAGGUCAUUCAAUCAGCUCUGAGAAACCUUCAAUCGUCGUCUGAGACUCUGGAUGAGUUUGUUGACCACCUCAACUUCCUGAGCGAAAUCUCUGUGAAGCUUCCUGGUCUGGAGAGACAGUAUCACUUUCUUGUGCAGCUGUACUCUAUCGUGAAACAGUUUAAUAUCAUCAUUCCAGCUGAGAAUUUGGCCCUUUUCCGUCACCUGAUUUACAGCUUUGCCAACCUCAAGUCUACCAUCUUGAUAUGCGAGACCAAACGUGAUGAUAAAAUUUUCACAUUCAUUACGGACCUGUCCAAACAACUGUCUAAACUCAGACAUGACCUCAUCCUCAUCAGGAUGAAGAUAUUCAAUCCACUGCUUGUUUGUGCGAGCACGUCAAUGGAGAUGGCCACUGAGCUGCUGCAAACCCUUGCAGAAGACCUCGAUACCUACUCCUGCAAAGCCUACAGUUACUUCAGGUUUCGAGAGCUGCUGGGAAGGUCGUUUUCCAGGAAGAACAAGGGUUCCAUAGCCAACAAAGAGGAAGUGACUGAUGCGGUGGUGGAACAGGAGCUGAAUGAAGUCAGCAAUGCGCUCACUCUGCGCAGGAUGCUGUGGGACAUGCAGAGGGAGUGGCACGCGGAGUACGCCCAGUGGAGGGCCACACCCUUCGAGCUUCUGAACGUGGACGACCUGCAAAAUGACGUCAACCGCUUCACUCAGACCAUCUACAUUCUGACAAAAGGCCUACCUGAAAAUGACAUUGUGCCACAGCUAAAGCAGAAGUUGGGAGAUUUUAAACAAUGCUUGCCUAUCAUCAUUGCCCUGCGCAAUCCUCAUCUUCGCAGAAGACACAUAGAAGAAAUGCAGAAGAAUGUUGGACGUUUUUUUUUGCCAGAUGAUGGUUCUACUUUGGGAGACCUGCUCGACCUAAAGAUCUUGCAGCACAGUCGUCUAGUCAGCGAAAUCUCUAGUACAGCCACACACGAAGCGACCUUGGAGACCAUCCUGAGCAAGGUCAUUGAACUGUGGAGCUACACAGACUUUCGCCUCAUCACCCACACCUCGGAGUCAUGCACGGUGAAGAUAAUCGCCUCCGCUGAUGAUGUCAUGAUGCAGCUUGAAGAGAGUCAGACCACCAUCAUGAGCUUGAAGUCAUCACGUUAUGUUGAGCCAAUCAAGGGCUCAAUUGACGAGUGGGACCGAAAGCUGAAGCAUUUUUCCAGCACCUUGUCAGAGUGGGUUACAUGCCAGAAGCGAUGGCUUUACCUAGAGGCCAUCUUCUCAGCCGUGGGUAUUCAAAGACAGCUGCCAACAGAAGCCAAGCUCUUUGAGGAAGUUAACGAAGCCUGGAAGCAACUGAUGCUGAAAACGGAGCAGGAUCCAAAUGCUUUAAGGAAUGGUACCUUCCCUGGGGUUCUGGAGGACCUUCAGAACAACAACUCGCAGCUGGAGAAGAUACAAAAGUGCCUGGAGGAUUAUCUUGAGUCCAAGCGAAACAUUUUCCCAAGAUUCUACUUUCUCAGCAAUGAGGAACUAAUCAGUGUCUUGACACAGAGUAGGAAUCCCAGUGUCAUCCAGCCAUUUUUGGUGAAAUGCUUCUCCAACAUCUAUCGCUUGGAGAUGCAGGAACAGACGUUGCUUCAUCCACUGCUGGUUCAGUUGCAUUCUUUGGAAGGGGAGACUAUCACCAUGCCAACAAUUGUUCAGAUACGUGGACCUGUUGAGCAGUGGAUGGGAAACGUGGAGACGGCCAUGUAUAAUGCAGUUAAACGACACAUGAGGUUGGCUGUGGCUGACUGGAACCCUGACGAUUUCACAAACUGGGCAAUAGCUCAUCCCGGUCAAGUUGUUCUCACCGUGACCCAGAUCAUGUUCAGCUCGGACUGCGAGAGGUGUCUGAGCGGCGGCAGUGGUCAGCGUGAGGGCUUGAGGGCGGUGCAGCAGCAGAUGAUCGGCAGUGUGGAGGCUCUGACCGCGCUGGCCUUCAAACAGCUGGCCAGCCACAAGCAGGCCACCGUGGAGACCCUCUUUACCAUCCUGGUGCACUGCCGAGACAUCCUCUCCCACCUCAUCCAGCACAACGUCAUCAGCGCAGACAACUUUGAGUGGCGGAGGCAGCUACUGUACAACUGGCACGACAGCACGUCUCUCUGCUACGUGGUGCAGGCCAAGUCCUCGUUUGCCUACGGCUAUGAGUACCAGGGCUGCUCCCCGCGCCUGGUCAUCACCCCUCUCACCGACCGCUGCUGGCUCACCCUCACCGGGGCCCUGAGCUUGCACCUGGGCGGAGCCCUGGUCGGACCCACGGCCACGGGCAAAACCGAGUCUGUGAAAGACCUGGCCAAGGCCCUGGGGAAGUUCUGUCUAGUGAUGAAUUGCAGCGCUAGCUUGGAUUACAAGAUGAUGGGUAAGCUGUACUCUGGCAUGGUUCAGUCUGGUGCAUGGUGCUGCUUCGAUGAGUUUAACAGCAUCAGCGUGAAGGUCCUGUCAGUCAUCGCUGCUCAACUGCAGUCAAUUAGGGCAGCCAAAAACAGUCACAGUACCAGGUUUACGUUUGAAGGCAGAGACAUUCGUCUGAAUGCUUCUUGUGGUUAUUUCAUCACAAUGAAUCCGAGGUAUGGGGGUCGAGUCGAACUGCCGGAUAAUUUGAAGAUCCUGGUUCGGCCGGUCGCCAUGAUGGUCCCGGACUUCCACCUUAUUGCUGAAAUCAUUCUUUUUUCCACGGGAUUCAAGUCCGCCAAAACUCUCUCCAGAAAGAUUGUCCAUCUCUACCAGGUUGCAAGUAAACAGCUGUCCCAACAGGAUCACUACGACUUCAGCAUGAGGUCAAUCAAGCCAGUUCUCCUCCUCGCUGGGCACAAGAGACGAGCUGUGAUGUUGGUGUCACUCAGCUCAGAGGAGGAGUACUGCAUUCUCAUUUGUGCCCUGCAAGAGUUCAACCUUCCCAAGCUCAUCCCAGAAGAUGUACCGCUCUUCCAGGGCAUUAUGCACGACCUGUUCCCAGAAGUGGUGGCACCCAAAGCAGUCCACCCUCAACUGGAGAACGCCAUCACCAAAGCUAUAGACGCUCUGGGACUGCAACGGUGCCCAAUCCAAGCUGAGAAAGUCACCCAGCUCUAUAGUCAGAUUUUGGCCCAUACAGGAGUGAUGCUGGUGGGACCCACUGGCGGGGGGAAGACCACUAUACGCCUCAUACUGCAGCAUGCCCUCGAGAUCAUGCCCGCCUUCAUGCACAGAUCCAGCUUUCUGUGGGGCAACGAGUUGUACAUGGACUGCUUCACAAUCAACCCAAAGUGUGUGGAGUUGGGCGAGCUCUUUGGCCAGAUGAACCCCAAUACUCUGGAGUGGUCCGACGGCCUGCUGGCCAGUGCCAUAAGGAACUACGCCAAGGAGCUCUCGCAGGGGGAGAAGAAGCCAACGCCAGCCACUGCUGAAGUUCCUGCUAACAACCCGGGUCCCGGUGCUGUACAGCGCCCGCCGACCGUCAACAGCUAUCAAGGCGCCCCCCCAGGAGCACCUGUGAUUGAGAAGUGGCGUUGGGUGAUUAUGGACGGGCCGGUGGACAGCCUGUGGGUGGAGAGCUUGAACACGGCGCUGGACGAGAGCAGCACCCUGUGCCUGAUUAACGGCGAGCGCAUCAACCUCCCCGACGGCCUCAGCUUCCUCUUCGAAGUGGACUCCCUCAGCCACGCCACGCCGGCCACCAUCAGCCGCUGUGCCAUGGUCUAUGUGGAUCCGGUGGGGAAGGCCUGGAAGCUGUACGUGGACCGCUGGCUGUCUCAGCUGUCUUCCUUCAUGAAGGAGCACGGCGUGGCCUACCUGAAGAAGCUCAUGUACGGCACGGUGAACCAGGGCGUCUUCUUCGUGCACAGCCACCGCAAGCUGCUGAGCUUCAGGGUCCCCGAGCUGUCGCUGGUCAUGACCCUCUGCAGCAUCCUCAACUCCAUCUUCAACCUCCUGCAUAAGAACGGAGGCCUUGGUCAGAAUGAAGACAAAACUUGUCACAAUGUAUAUACAUCUGGUCGCUCUGGUCUACAAGACUGUGGCAGGAGAAGAAGAAGAACAACGGCCUGCAACGAGGAGGUGAAAUGGUUCCUUCAGAAGUACCCAGACAAGCUGACGUCGCUGCUGGGGAAGCUGUAUGUGUUUGCCUUCACCUGGGCUUUCGGAGGAGUCCUGAACCACAUGAACGAGUACGACGACGCUCACGGCAACUACAGGGACAAGAGUGACCCCCUGGUGAAGGCCUCCCAUGAGUUUCAGACCUUGUUGCGAGAGUUGUUCGAGGGAGGCCAACAUUAUGGCAUCCCCCUCCCCAGUGGAAACCUCUUCAGUUACUUUGUGGAUAUGCAGACGGAUUCCUUUGUGUUGUGGGAGGAGCUGGUCCCCUCGACAGAGAUCCUCAUCCGCAGAGGGCUAACUCCUGGCCGGCGGGACGUAGCGAGUGCGUACAGUGCGGUGUACAGCGGGCGCGACACCCUCACCCCGAACUCGCAGCACGUCUCCAACCUGGACAGCAUCCGCUACUCCUUUCUGAUCAGCUUGCUGCUGGUGCACGAUCAGCCCGUCCUGCUCACGGGGGAUUCAGGGGUGGGUAAGUCUAUGCUGAUUGAGAGCAUGCUGAAGAAACUGCAGAGGGAUCAGGGGGACAUUGGAAACCCAUCCACCAUCCUUGGUCAAGUCUUCUUGCAUCAUCAGGCCAAGACCGUCAGCUUGUUGGAGGAUGUGUCUCUGCUCACUGAUGGCUUAACAGAUAAUGAUUAUCCAUAUGGAGACUCCACUGACAUGGUAUCAGCUGCCAGCCCGUUUGGGAAGUUGCACAGUAUGGAGCAGGAGGAAGGUAUGGGCUCCUCGGAAUCAGGGAUCCUCACCCGCCCCUUUCAGUGCACGGCACACACCGGGCCCCAGCACAUUAAAGCUCACGUGCUGCAUGGACUGACCAAGAGGGGCCAGAAUCUACUGGGAGCAUCAAAGAACAGAAAGGUUUUGAUAUUCCUUGAUGACAUCAAUAUGCCCGUACCAGAUGAGUCUGGUGUUCAGCCCUCCAUGGAGCUGCUGAGACAGUUCAUAGAGGCCGAUGGAGUUCAUGACACCAAGACACUCUCCUGGAAGGGCAUUCAGGACGUGACCUUCUUCGCCGCUUGUGCCCCCCCUGGUGGUGGACGGCAGCAACUGAGCAAGCGACUGCUGAGGCACUUCUCCCUGCUGGCCCUGCCUCACCCAUCCUACAGCACCAUGUCCCACAUCUUUCAGGUCCAACUGGGGAAGUUCCUGGUCUCAGGGGACUUCUGUAUGGAGGUGCAGCAGUGUCGCGAGACUCUAGUGUCUGCUGCCAUCGCCAUCUACCUGGAGAUGUGUCACUCCGUGCUGCCCUCACCUGCCAGAUACCACUACACCUACAACCUCCGAGACCUCUACAAAGUGAUCCACGGCCUGAUGCAGUGCCACUCGUCUGAGGUGAGGACAGACGAGGCUCUGGCCUACCUGCUGGCCAACGAGGCCUCACGCGUCUUCCACGACCGCCUCAUGUCCGACGAGGACAGGCAAAUCUUCUGCCAGAUAGUCGCCAACGAGCUCCAGAUACACUUCAAGGUGUUCUGGGGUGCGGAGUCCAUGAUGAAGGAGCCGGUGAUGUUUGCCGACUUCUUGGACCCCACCGUGCCCAUCGCCUCCCGCGUCUACAAGCACAUCCGCGACAAGAACAAGAUCCUGCCUGUCCUGGAGGACUGCCACAACAAGCACUGCAAGACCAAGUCUGGGUUUCCCAUGGUGUUCUUCAGAGAGGCUGUGGAGCAUGUGACUCGAGCAGCACGCAUCUUUCGGCAGCAGGGAUCACACAUGAUGCUGAUUGGGCUGGAUGGCACUGGGAAGGAGAGCUGUGUGACUCUGGCCUGCCACCUGGCCGCCUGCCGCCUCUACAGACUCUCUGUCUCUCGGAACUGCAGCUACUCGGACUUCCGUGAUGACAUCCGCAGGGUCUUCUACCUGACCGGCGUCGAGCAACUGGACACCGUACUGCUCAUCACAGACCCCGAGAUACUUAAGGAGUCUGUCAUGAAGGACCUGGACUGCCUUCUGAAGUGUGGAGACCUCCCCGGCCUCUUCAACAGUGAGGACAUUGACAACAUCACGGCUGAUCUGAGGACUCGGGGCAGAGUGUGGGAGAAGCGAGAGGAAGCAUACACCCAAUUCACAAAGCAAGUCAAGCAGAGGCUGCACGUUGUUCUGACGAUGAGCCCGGCCGGGUCCCGCCUGCGUCAGUUCUGCUGGUCCCACCCGGCGCUGCUGGGCUGCUGCAACAUUGACUGGUACAGCCCUUGGUCCAAGGAGUCCCUGCUACAAGUAGCCAGGAGCAUGUACAUCAACGCAGAGGACUACUACCUGGGCGAGGGCCUGCAUGAGUUGGUGGCGCAGGCCUGUGUGGACAUGCACUACAGCAUUUCCCAGAUGGCCGAGCGGUACGGUCAGGAGGCGCGCAGGCCCUACUACGUGGUGCCCAGCAUCUUCAGCGAGUUCAUGGGCACCUUCUUCAAGAUGCUGCGCUCCAGAGAGGGGGAUCUGCACAGCAUCAGGAAUCGGUACACAAAAGGACUCGCCAUCUUGUUGGAGUCAACCUCUUACAUCACGGUGAUGAAGGAGGAGCUUGUAGCUCUUAGCGAGAAGAUAGAGGAGAAGACAGAGGAAAUAGAGACUCUGAUGAGCAAGCUGCAGAGGGAUGCGGACAUUGUGGAGCAGGUCAGAGCCAUCGUGCAGAUGGAGGAGAACAUCAUGAUCCAGGAGACGCAGAUAGUGCAGGACUAUGCACAGGAGGCCCAAGUUGAUUUGAAAACGGCGCUUCCUCUACUGGAGAAGGCUAGAGAGGCACUAGACGGCCUUGACAAAAAUGACAUCUCGGAGAUCAGGGUCUACACCAACCCACCAGACCUGGUGCUGACGGUCAUGUAUGCGGUGUGCAUCCUGCUGCAGCAGAAGCCCACCUGGGCCGUGGCCAAGGUGCUGCUGGGGGACCCGGGCUUCCUCAAGAAACUCGUCGGCCUGGACAAAGAUACCCUGCCAGACAAAGUGAGCUCAUUCUUGUGA
This is a messenger RNA of Engraulis encrasicolus (European anchovy), 8610 nucleotides long. RefSeq names its product dynein axonemal heavy chain 6-like. NCBI's taxonomy places the organism in Eukaryota, Metazoa, Chordata, Actinopteri, Clupeiformes, Engraulidae. Gene Ontology annotation, cellular component: dynein complex. The transcript has 56 exons. Gene Ontology annotation, biological process: microtubule-based movement. Bases 1 to 8610 code for a protein of 2869 amino acids. The record is from RefSeq and is a predicted model, not a curated record. Gene Ontology annotation, molecular function: ATP hydrolysis activity; dynein intermediate chain binding; ATP binding.